UGGUCGAAUUAGUUGUUGAGCGAGCCUUUGUUCAGUGCACGCGGCAGAGGGAGGAAUUCACAAUGAUGAGUAAUGAGCGAAGACGAGGAGGAGGAGGAGGAGGAAUGAAUAGUCGAGCGCAGCAGAAGCAGGAAAGAGGGGAAAAUGCUGCAGCGGUGGCGUUGCUUCUUCGAUUGCUGCCAUCUCUAACCAUGGAUAUGUGUGACCCAUGUGCCCGUCUUCUGCAAGAUCGCGCCAAUCAACUCGCUUCCGGGAAGGGGGAGAAUUGGCAUGAGCAGGGGCAAGGGCAGGAGCAGGAACAAAGCUCCUCUGCCUCUUCUCAUUCAUGUAUUUCAGAGGUAUUGUGUAGCACAGGGAGCAAUGGGCAAGGUCAUCCUUCAUGGGCCGAUAUUGCUCAGGAAGAAGAGGAGGAGGAGGAAGUCGAGUCAGCAAGACAGCAGGGUCAAGGGAUGGGGAAAAGAGUUUUGUCAAGGGAUGAGAGGGAGUACUUUCGAUUCAUGCGAGUAGGGCGUAAGAAAGACUAUGCCUGCAUCGAAAGAGUAAAUGGUAGACCAGUGAAUAUUGUCCAAGGAUUGGAAUUGCACACCGGUGUGUUCAGCGCUGCAGAGCAGAAGCGAAUUGUCGAUUUCAUUUAUCAAGUUCAACAACAGGGAAGGAACAAGCAACUUAAAGAACGGACCUAUUCAGAGCCACGAAAGUGGAUGAAGGGCAAAGGGCGGGUGACGAUUCAGUUUGGGUGUUGCUACAACUAUGCAGUGGACAGAAAUGGCAACCCACCUGGAAUUAUUCGGGAUGAGGAAGUGGAUCCAAUACCCCCUCUCUUCAAAACAGCCAUCCGGAGAUUGGUGAGAUGGCAUGUGCUGCCUCCGGAUUGCAUCCCAGACAGUUGUAUUGUUAAUAUUUAUGAGCAAGGCGACUGUAUACCACCUCACAUUGACCAUCAUGACUUUGUUCGGCCAUUUUGCACGGUCUCAUUUCUUAGUGAAUGCAACAUUAUUUUUGGUUCCAACUUGAAGAUACUUGGACCAGGAGAAUUUGCAGGUUCCAUUGCAAUACCAUUGCCUGUGGGGUCGGUUCUUAUUUUGAGUGGUAAUGGAGCCGAUGUUGCAAAGCAUUCUGUUCCAGCUGUUCCAAGCAAGAGGAUUUCUAUAACAUUCAGGAAGAUGGACCAGUCAAAGCUACCUUAUUACUUUGCCCCUGAACCUGAUAUGCAAGGAAUUGAGCCUCUUUUGUAUACAAAACAUGAUAGCCAUACUCAAUCUCAGCAGCCGAGUCAUUACAGUGUGGAUUGUGAGAAGACCUCGGAGAGAGGAGAUUUUGUAUCUUCCACCCCGACAUUUUCAGUAGAUUCAGCCAGUUUUCCUCCAUUAAAUAGCCCGCAUAUAGGCAAUAAGCAACGUGGCAAUACCAAGUAUUCAGUCAAUAGAACAUUCAAGUAAAUGAAGAGAUAUUCGGGAGAAAAUUAUUUCAAAGGUACAAAGCUUGAAGGAGCAAGUGAAUGUCAAUAGGGUCAUGAGCAAUCUCAGAUUUUAUAACUUAUGCUCCUGCCAUAAAUUUUGUAAUCCGUGGUAGAACAUGCAAAAUGAUUCUCAGAAGUUUGGUGCUACAAUACCAUUAACAGCCAGCUGAUCCUGUUCUCAUAAUCAUUGAUAUGCUUUCAUAAUCUUGUAUUUUAGAGGUAUAUUUCCCUCUGUAAUUGCAUCAUUGACUUUACAGUUUAGAACUAAAUAGCACAGCAUCACUAAUAGGAGCUUUCUGAAUUCCUAUAAUGCAACGUCUGUGCUAUGAGCAUUUUUUUGUGGGAUUGGUGUCUUGUGUUCUAAUAAUUUUUACUUUUUUGCUUCGGUAGAAUCCUUAGCAUAAAUACAAUUGAAGGAACAGCUAUUGAAAUUGUUA
This is a messenger RNA of Cryptomeria japonica (Japanese cedar), 1896 nucleotides long. Its product is annotated as RNA demethylase ALKBH9B. The transcript has 6 exons. NCBI's taxonomy places the organism in Eukaryota, Viridiplantae, Streptophyta, Pinopsida, Cupressales, Cupressaceae. The record is from RefSeq and is a predicted model, not a curated record. Gene Ontology annotation, molecular function: demethylase activity; mRNA binding. Gene Ontology annotation, biological process: mRNA catabolic process. The coding region runs from base 63 to 1439 and encodes 458 amino acids.